GAGUGUGCUGGAUGACGUCACUGUGCUGUCGUUUACACGGGAUGCUGUGCUCAUGCGUUUCCUUCUCUGUUCCAGGUGCUUGCUGCCGUCUGUCAUGCUCUACUAGACUAUGCACUUCCUCAUCUCAGGCACAUCUCUCGUCUCCGGGCUGUAGAAGUCCCCCUGAGGAUGGAGAGAUAAGACGUCCCCUGCUCAGGCCCGUGAGACAGACAGCUGUGCUGCCAGUGCCCUGAUGGAUCGCCACAGAGAGGCCGAGAUGGAGCUGAGGAGAGGGCCCAGUCCACCCCGGGCUGGCAGGAGCCACGAGGUGGACGGGGACAAGACUGCGUGUCACAGCUGCUGCAUCUGUGGCAAGAGCUUCCCCUUCCAGAGCUCCCUGUCACAGCACAUGCGCAAGCACACGGGGGAGAAGCCCUACAAGUGUCCCUACUGUGACCACAGGGCUUCCCAGAAGGGCAACCUCAAGAUUCACAUCCGGAGCCACCGCACGGGGACUUUGAUCCAGGGGCAGGAGGCGGAGGCGGGCGAGGCGCAGCUGGGGGAGCUGGGUGUGUCCGAGGGCCUGGACGGGUGCGCCAGCCCCACGAAGAGCACGUCGGCCUGCAACCGCGUGCUGAACGGGGCGGCGCCCGUGGACAGCAGUAAGAUCCUCCUGCGGAGCAGCCGCAAGGACAACGACGGCGAGGCCGAGGCCGGGGCCCAGUGCUCCUUCUGCAAGAGCCAGUUCGAGCGCAAGAAGGACCUGGACCUGCACGUGCAGCAGGCGCACAAGCCCUUCAAGUGCAGGCUGUGCAGCUUCGUGACCUUGCGGGAGGAGUCGCUGCUGAACCACAUCGAGAGGGACCACAUCACCGCCCAGGUGCCCAAUGGCGGUGAGGCCUGCGUGGAGAACGGCAAGCCUGAGCUGAGCCCCGGGGAGUUUCCCUGCGAGGUGUGCGGCCAGGCCUUCAGCCAGACCUGGUUCCUGAAGGCGCACAUGAAGAAGCACCGGGGCUCCUUCGACCAUGGCUGCCACAUCUGUGGCCGGAGGUUCAAAGAGCCGUGGUUCCUUAAGAACCACAUGAAGGCGCACGGCCCCAAGACGGGGAGCAAGAACCGGCCCAAGAGCGAGCUGGAUCCCAUCGCCACCAUCAACAACGUGGUCCAGGAGGAGGUCAUCGUCGCCGGCCUGUCCCUCUAUGAAGUCUGCACCAAGUGUGGGAACCUGUUUACAAACCUGGACAGCUUGAACGCCCACAACGCCAUACACCGCAAGGUCGAAGCCAGCCGGACACGAGCCCCGGCCGAGGAGGGGGCCGCAGAGGGCCCCCUGGACACCAAGCAGUUCUUCCUACAGUGCCUCAACCUGAGACCAUCCGUGGCUGCUGACGUGUCUCCCGGUGGGCAGGCUGGACGGCGGGUGGCCGAGCUCGACCCUGUCAACAGCUACCAGGCCUGGCAGCUGGCCACCCGGGGCAAGGUGGCUGAGCCCGCUGAGUACCUCAAGUAUGGGGCUUGGGACGAGGCACUGGCUGGGGACGUGGCCUUUGACAAGGAUAGGCGCGAGUACAUCCUGGUGAGCCAGGAGAAGCGCAAGCGCGAACAGGACGCGCCGGCCACACAGGCCCCACCCAGGAAGAGGGCCGGCAUGCCUGGAGACCCCAUCCUGGCCGGCCACCUCGACCCCCGGCCGGCUGCACGUCCUAGCCGUAGAGCUGCGGCCACUGCUGGUCACAGCAAGUCCUCUGAGUGCUUCGAGUGCGGCAAGAUCUUCCGCACCUAUCACCAGAUGGUGCUGCACUCGCGUGUGCACCGCCGUGCGCGCCGAGACAGGGACGCCCAUGGGGACAGGGCGGCAUGUGCCCGCUGCGGCUCGCUCAGCGAGGGGGACUCGGCCUCCCAGCCCAGCAGCCCUGGCUCAGCCUGCGCCAUCACUGACUCCCCGGGCUCGGGCCUGGCUGAUGAGGCUGCGGAUGACAGCAGUGAAGAGACUGUACCUGAACCUGCACCAGGUGAGUGGGUGGCCCCGGUGGAGCAGGUUCAAGUAGCCUGGGGUCAGGUGGCCCAGUGUCCUGGAGACUUGGCGCCCAGGCAGCCCGUGCCUGGCCUCCAGAUAUCCUCCCUGGACUUGGGUGCUGCCCAGAACAGUGGCCCGUCCCGGUAUCAUCAGCCUGAACCCACUGAAGACUGGUGCCUGGGCACUGCCCUGAGCCACCUUUUGCCCACCUCCUCCUUCAAGGGUGAGAAGGAGGCGAGGCGGCCUGGGGCCUGGAGUCCACCCGUGCUCAUCCGUCAGCCUGGUCACGUGGGUGCCUCAGCUUCUCCCAGUCACCGUGUCUCUGGACACUUCGUGCUGGCCGUCCCUGCCUUGCUCUUGGGCCUGUAA
Molecule: messenger RNA, 2365 nt
Organism: Castor canadensis (American beaver)
Lineage: Eukaryota; Metazoa; Chordata; Mammalia; Rodentia; Castoridae
Source: RefSeq, a predicted model, not a curated record